AUCCAUAUCUUUUGUCAUAUCUUUCGACACUUUGAUAUAAAAGCAAGAUCAGUACAUUUCAUCAGACAUUUUACUUCUUAAAAACAUUACAUUCUCAUUCACGAAAAAGAGUGAAAGAAGGGAAACAUGGCCAUGCAAUCCGCAAGACAAAGGUUCCUCAGCAUCGUGAGAGAAUCGGAAAAGAGAAGAUUUCUGACGUCCCAGCAAGUGAUCGAUCGUGACAACAAGUACGGCGGAAUUCACUUCAAACCGCUGCCGGUUGUCCUAACCCGAGGGGAAGGAGUUUUCGUGUGGGAUAUCGAAGGCAAACGUUACCUCGACUUCCUGGCGGGAUUCUCGACCGUGAACCAAGGCCACUGUCAUCCGCGUCUGGUGAAGGUCAUGAGGGAGCAGGCCGGAAAGCUGGCGCACACGUCGAGAGCUUUCUACACGGAGCCUCACGGCGAAUUGGGGGAAUAUUUGACGAAGCUUCUGAAAUGGGAUCGGUUUCUGCCCAUGAACACAGGUGUCGAGGCUGGCGACACGGCUAUCAAAAUAGCCAGACGCUGGGGAUACAGGGUGAAAAAGGUGCAGAGCAACAAGGCCACGGUUGUGUUCGCCAAUGGGAACUUCUGGGGUCGCUCGAUAGCGGCUUUGUCAUCCUCGUCGGAUCCGAAUUUGUACACGGAUUUCGGACCCUAUGUGCCUCUCUUCGAACGGGUACCGUACAACGAUGUGGUCGCUCUGGAGCAGAUGUUUAAGAAUGAUCCCAACAUCGUCGCGUUUAUGGUGGAACCUAUUCAAGGGGAGGGAGGCGUCGUUGUGCCGACUGACGGCUAUCUGAAACGCGUGAGAGAACUGUGCACGAAGUACAACGUUCUGUGGAUCGUCGACGAGGUGCAGACCGGUCUUUGCAGAACCGGCACGCGUUUAGCGGUCGAUCAUGAGGGCGUCAAGCCGGAUAUUCUUGUUCUGGGAAAGGCUUUGUCCGGUGGCAUGUAUCCAGUUUCCGGUGUUCUGGCGAAUGAUGAGAUAAUGCUCUGUUUGGAAACGGGCUCGCAUGGAAGUACGUUCGGUGGGAGUCCGCUCGGGAACAGAGUCGCCUUGGAGGCGGUCAAGAUCCUGGAAGAGGAGAAUCUGGCGGAGAACGCGAAGAAACUCGGAAAGAUACUCAGAGAGGAACUGAGCAAGCUGCCGAAAGAAAUCGUGACGGAAUUUCGCGGACGCGGUCUUCUGGCCGGUCUUGUGAUCAACAAAGAAUACGCUGAGGGUUGGGAUAUCUGUUUGAAAUUGAGAGAUGCCGGACUGCUAUCGAGACCCGCACACGGUCAAAUCAUCAGAAUAUCGCCCCCGUUGACUAUCACUGAGGAACAACUGCGAGAAGGAAUAGACAUUCUCACAACGGUCCUCAAAAAUUACAAAUGAACGAAUCAAAUUUCGCUGGAAUAAAAAUAUUUGUACGGUAUUUUUCAUCUGGUCAAAAAAAAAAAAAAAAAAAACAUUUGUAAGAUCUUUGAGUUUGGAUCAGAAAGAUUUAUGGAUACUUGGAACGGAAUCGGAAAUUGUGAUUUUUGUAAAAGAAUAAAAAUAAUUGCAGUUCCCCAGAA
This is a messenger RNA of Pseudomyrmex gracilis, 1586 nucleotides long. Its product is annotated as ornithine aminotransferase, mitochondrial-like. The record is from RefSeq and is a predicted model, not a curated record. The transcript is spliced from 6 exons. Gene Ontology annotation, molecular function: identical protein binding; pyridoxal phosphate binding; L-ornithine transaminase activity. Bases 127 to 1404 code for a protein of 425 amino acids. Lineage: Eukaryota; Metazoa; Arthropoda; Insecta; Hymenoptera; Formicidae. Gene Ontology annotation, cellular component: cytoplasm.